Molecule: messenger RNA, 3287 nt
Organism: Sycon ciliatum
Lineage: Eukaryota; Metazoa; Porifera; Calcarea; Leucosolenida; Sycettidae
Exons: 1
Coding region: 151-1770 (539 amino acids)
Cellular component (GO): membrane
Molecular function (GO): beta-glucuronidase activity
Source: RefSeq, a predicted model, not a curated record
UACACAUGUGCAGUAGUCACUAUAAAUAUUAUUGUAACGUUGCUGCAGCGUGUAGUACGGCUAUCGUUACUUGGGCAUAUCAUUGUCGCCGACGGUUUCAGACAAGGAACAGUUUCAAGUUUGUCAGGAUCUAGAAACUAUAAAACUAGAAUGGCCGCUUUUCAGACUGUGGUGCUAAUGCAUGGUCAAGUAAUAAUAUGGGUUCUCGCAGCGAGUAUAGUCAUAGACCCCGUGAUGGCUUCUGGGAACGUGGAGCUGACAGUCGGUGGCGUUAGUGCUGAGGUGGCCUUGGAAUACCGCUCGUUCACCGCCGAUUGGUGCAGACACAAUAAUCCCAAGGAUGGUGAUCGCUGGAAGUACGCAGGUAUGAUGACGCUGGAUCUGCAGAAUGUAAAGCUAAGGAAUUUAGCAAAGGCUUUAACACCGGCUAUGUGGCGAGUGGGUGGUAGUCCCGAGGACUCAGUUGUCUACGUGAUCGGCAACCCGCCGGAAUGUAACACCUCGCAAGCCAUCCGGAAGUCCUACAGUUAUCCAGGACCGCUAUGUUUGACCAUGGAGAGGUGGAAAGAAAUUCUGGAUUUCGUCGACUAUACGUCUGUUCGUCUUGUGUUUGGCUUGAACGGGUUGUAUCAACGCCAUAGCCAUGAUCAGAAUUUCAACUCGACCAAUGCGCGGGAAUUUCUCCGCUACACGUCUGAGAACUUUCCCAGCUCUGUGUACGCGUUUGAGCUAUCCAACGAGGAUAACCAUGGGCAGGCUGAUCCAGACAAACUGGCCGAAGACUUUGGCACUGUCCGCAAAUUCAUCAAUGAAUUCUGGCCAGUUGAGAGUGAGCGGCCACUGUUGUUUGGUCCGGAUGUUGGAAGAUCACGGCAUCAUCCGAAGUGGCUUCCGAGUUUCCUGACGAUAGCUGAUCCAUACUUGAAUGGAACGACCUGUCAUUCGUAUUGUAAUGCAUACACUGAAGAUCUAUGCCAGCAUGCUGUUGUAAAGCAGAGUGCGCUGGAGAAGUGUGAUGUGAACAUUACCUACAUUGCCGCGGUGGUGGACACAGUCAGUCCACACCUGCCUGUCCUGGCAGGAGAAGUCGGUCCUCACAGUCAUGGCGGUGUCAAUGCCUGCACAAACACAUUUCCUAAUGCAUUCUGGUACCUGCAGAUGCUGGGAUCGCUCUCUCAGAAAGGUGUUGUGGCAUUUGCGCGAUCCACACUGAUUGGUGGUUGGUAUGAAAUGAUACACAAGACUUCUUUCGAGCCGAAUCCGGACUAUUUUCUAGCAUUAUUCUGGGGAAGGCUAAUGGGCCGGGUUCACCUGAAAACAAACAUUGAUGGCAAUCCAUCGUCGGCUGUUCAAGGAUUUGCCAGCUGUCAAUCAUUGACCAGCGCAAGCGGCAAUAGCGGCGCUAGCGGUGGCACUGUUGCCGGUGUAACGGUUGCUUUAUACAACAAUGGGAAUUCUAUGACGGCUGAAACAGUGAUGCUACGUGGCUUGGAAUUUGGUGGGUCCGGGUCAGUGCAUUGCAUUGAAACUCAUGUACGUGCAUCUGGACCAGAUCAGUUUAGUUGGCAUGCGGAGAUGCUGCAGUCAUCAGGCAACUGGACUAAGCUGGCUGUAGGAGCUGAUGGUACACCGCUGGAGUAUGCUGGCGUGACAAUGGAAAAGUCAGCAAGUUUGCUGACAGUCGACAUGCGACCAAUGUCAUACGCGUUUGUUCACUUUCCCACCGCCAUAUGUCCUUCGCGGCAGACCCGCUGGAACCGGUCCGGUUGAUCAGGUUAACACCGCACCACCUUGAUCAGGUUAACACCGCACCACCUUGAUCAGGUUAACACCGCACCACCUUGAUCAGGUUAACACCGCACCACCUUGAUCAGGUUAACACCGCACCACCUUGAUCAGGUUAACACCGCACCACCUUGUAGCUAGCAACGCAUGUUUACUGCUGAGGAGGGCCUGCGUCACCGCCAUAUCAGUCUACACAAACUGUAUGAUGGGGACUAUGGUACGACCGGACCGUACGACCGGACCAAUUGAAAACUGCAGUUGCGGCGGCAGUCCUCAGUCCUGGAUGCUCAAACCCCACUGUACUGCUGUAUGCUUCUGGUGCUUAUUUCGAGCAAUCAACUUGAACCAAUGAUGUGGGAUACAUCUUAGUAUACAAGUACUUGACACUUGGCACUGCAGCCAUCAUACAAGAGGAGACUACCCCAUUGCCAAGCCAGCACACUGGCCCAUGUCGCCACACAACCUUUGAUCUUAACCUGCACAGUGUACCGCAUGCCCGCUACUGCUGCUACUGCUGCUGCACUGCACCGUGAAGAGAACUGCCGCGUCGUCCAGUAUCGGAAGACCAGUCAGUCAAUUCUUACUGUGGCUGCACACAGCGGCCCAAACCAAUAUUUGAAUGCUGGCAUUCAGUGAAUGGCUGCCUAAUGCAUUGCAUUCAACAAGUCACCGUGAUGCUCAGUUAUCAGGUUACAUAUCUGACAAACUCAAGUUGAACCGGGUACAACACGGGGUACCUGGCUUAACGGGCGGGUUAAUACCACAGGGUGCCCUUUGCCAGCAAUUGACGUUUUACAAGAACAUUGCCACUGCUUGUGCGUGUGAUCGUAACGGCAGCGCCUCUUAUACUGGCUUUCUGAACAGAGCAUUUCUAACAGGAAUCGACCUGACCGUGACAAAGGCUAUGUGCUACAUGAAAGGUGUGCAUGGGAGGUAAGCAUGGGAGGUAAGCAUGGGAGGUAAGCAUGCCGAGCAUCUACAACAUGUAAAUGGUCUAGUUGUGAUGCGUGACCUCCACACAUUCACAUGCUGUCACGGGGUCAUACAACUACUAGUUCCUUGACCUAAUUGAUAAGAAGAAGAACCAUGCUUGCAUACAAGUAUUAGUUACUCAAGAAUUGAGCUCUACGCAUAUGUGAGUGAAAAUGUUUCAUUCAUGUCUGUUUUUGGCUAAGACAAAUACUUCAGGAACAGUGAUGUUGGUUCUCUUCAGAUCUUGUUUCAUAAUGAUGUCGGUCCAUCUGGUUGGUGGACGUCCGUGUGGCUUUUUAAUAUCUUCAGUGUUGAAGGCCAUUUCCAUGGCUUGGCACGACGAUGCCUCUGGUCCCUCUCUGAUGAUAUGUCCGAACCAAAGUAGUCGUCGCUGACGGCAGAUGUCACUUAUCCGUUCAACGGUUGAUUGGCCUGGCGAUAGAGUGCUCUGUUAGCGAUGAUACUAUUCAUAGAUGGAUAGAAUUAUUCAGUAUGAAUUGCAAUUUCUUACGCCCCCCCCCCCCCCCCCU